Molecule: messenger RNA, 1833 nt
Organism: Astyanax mexicanus (Mexican tetra)
Lineage: Eukaryota; Metazoa; Chordata; Actinopteri; Characiformes; Acestrorhamphidae
Gene: taf15
Product: TAF15 RNA polymerase II, TATA box binding protein (TBP)-associated factor
Exons: 16
Coding region: 99-1448 (449 amino acids)
Biological process (GO): regulation of DNA-templated transcription
Cellular component (GO): nucleus
Molecular function (GO): transcription coregulator activity; RNA binding
Source: RefSeq, a predicted model, not a curated record
GUAGUUUAUAAGUACUGCAGUGCGCGCUCAGUCCUCAGCGGGUCUUCCUGUGUUCGGGGCAGAAGAGGAGGUUUACUUUUUUAUUUUCAUACGGAACUAUGGCCUCUGAUUCAGGCUACGGGCAGCCUGGAGCCCAACAAAGCUAUGGCUCCUAUGGAGGGUCCCAGGGCUAUCAGCAGGCUGGGCAGGGUUAUGGACAAGGUAACGGAGGUGGCUCUUAUGGGGGACAGAGCUACGAAGGUUAUGGUCAAUCAGCAGAAGGAUAUGGGCAGUCAUCACAAAGUUACUCAUCUGGUGGAUAUGGUCAGCAGCAGCAGCAACAACCACCACAGCAACAACCACCACAGCAACAACAAACCUACGAUAGUUAUGGGCAGCACAGUUCUGAUUCUUCAUCAGGGUAUGGGGACAAGUCUUACGGGCAGCAGAGUUCUUACGGGCAGCAGUCUGAAGGAGGAUACAGCCAAUCUGGGAGCUCGUAUGGUGGCUCCUCACAGGGUGGUUAUGGAAGGCGGAAUGAUGGUGAGAACAGGAGAUAUGGUGGAGAUGAUGGGGGUGACAGGUCUGAUACUGGCUACAGAGGCAGAGGGCGUGGCGGGUAUGAUCGUGGAGGCAGUGACCGUGGAGGGUAUGACCGAGGCGGUUACGACCGCGGAGGCUAUGAGCGAGGUGGAAGAGGAGGAGGAGGCCCUUCCUUUGGUAUGGGUGGUGGUGACCGUGGUGGCUACAAAAAUUACGGUGGACCCAGAGAAUAUGGUCAAAAGGAUGAUGGAGGUGAUGAACAGGACAACUCCGACAACAACACAAUCUUUGUCCAAGGUCUUGGUGAGGAUGUGUCCACACAGGAAGUCAGUGAUUACUUCAAACAGAUUGGAAUCAUUAAGGUAAAUAAGAAGACUGGCAAACCCAUGAUCAAUCUGUACACAGACAAAGCCACUGGCAGACUGAAGGGAGAAGCCACAGUUUCCUUUGAUGACCCUCCUUCUGCCAAAGCUGCCAUUGAUUGGUUUGAUGGCAAGGAGUUUAAUGGUAAGCCCAUUAAGGUCUCGUUUGCCACCAGAAGGGCUGAGUUCACUCAGAGAGGAGGAGGAGGAGGAGGAGGAGGAGGGGGGGGAGGCAGAGGGCGUGGAGGAUUCAGAGGAAGAGGAGGCUUUGGUGGGGGUGGAGGUGGUCCAAAUUUUGAUGUGAAGGGAGGAGACUGGCCCUGCCCAAACAGCUCUUGUGGAAACAUGAACUUUGCACGAAGAUAUGAAUGCAACAAAUGUGGUGCACCAAAACCAGGAGACAGCUUUGGAGACCGUGGUGGUGGUAGAGGAGGCUAUGGCGGUGACCGUGGUGGUUUCCGAGGAGGCAGAGGAGGUGGCUUCCGAGGUGGAGACCGUGGUGGUGGAUACAAGAUGGGAGGAAGAGGGGAGCACAGAGAAGACAGACGAGACCGGCCAUACUAAAGGAUCUGAGCAAAGAUGCAACCAAGAAUCUGAACUGGGGCUGGGGAGGGUUAACAUUAGGCUAAAUGAAGGGAUGGGAUUGUUCCAUUUUCCGGUCUUCAUACUUUUUCUAGCAGUUUCUGCUGUAUCAAGUGACACUCUGCUCGGAAGCAUCAAUGUGAAUCUACUGUUUGAGGCUGAAUGGAUGAGGGGAGAUGAAACAUGAGGGGGGUGGGCGAGAGGUGAUUAUUUUUGUUACUCCCUUUUUAAUUUCCCUGACUAGUGGAAUUUGCAUUUAAUGUGUUAGACUCGUCAGACUUCAUAUCAUUGUUUUGUAAGAUUGAAUUGAACUGUUUUACUUGGGUUUUUCUUUUGCAAAUGAUAUUAAACAUUGUUCUGAUCUUAA